CAAAGACGCUGCUGAUCGCGGCGCUGAUGUUGGCUCGGCCUCAACAUGCAUUUUCAUAAGAGUUUCCGACUAUUCACGUCGCCUAGUCCGUUUUGGCUUCCCCGGACAGUUAGUUUUAUCGUAGCCGGCCCAAUGCACACAGCCACUUAGCGCAGUAUCUCCUUUCCUGGCAAGACCUUCAGACAACAACGAAACUUGGGCCGUACUCUAUCGCCUCUGAAGCUACGACUCUCAAAAUGGACGAUUCGCCGCUUUCAUCAAUAUCCUCCUCCGAGGAUGAAUAUCCUGAUGAGGCAACCGAGGCCAUGGACGACGAACCGCCAGCGAAGCGGCAGAAGACGAUACCGCGAUCCACAACACCGUCGGCCGUUGUCAAUGAGCCUGACGCAGACCCGGAUCCGCUCGAAGAUAUGUCCGAUGUCUCCUCCGACACCGAUGGCGAUGUUCCUAGCUCUCCGCUUAAUGCGCGACAAGACGAGGAUGACUUUCAGGAGCAGAUCACCGUCUGCGAAUGGGAAGGGUGCAAGGCUGCCGACAUGGGCAACAUGGACAAGCUCGUCGAACAUAUCCACAAUGACCAUAUCGAAAGUCGGCAGAAGAGAUACACGUGCGAAUGGGUUAGUUGCGCCAGGAAGGGUAUACCACACGCCAGCGGCUACGCACUCAAGGCUCAUAUGAGAAGCCAUACGAGGGAGAAACCCUUCUACUGCUAUCUGCCUGAAUGUGAUCGCGCGUUUACUCGGUCCGACGCGCUGGCCAAACACAUGCGCACUGUACACGAGACCGAGGCCCUUCGCCCGUCCGACCCGGUCCCAAAGAGCAUGCAGUCCGGUGCCGCCGGCGGCAAGUCCUCAAAGCUGAGGAUCGUCAUCAAGACACCACAGUCGCAUGCUGCAGGGCAGGACGAUGCCACCGAUGACGCCAGCAUCGGGGACUCUGAGGCCGGGGACAUGUUUACUCCCUUGACAGAAGAUCAAGGAUUCACAGCCAAGGAACUCAACAUGCCGCUUGAGCGGCUCAUGAAGUUAUGCCGGCUGCAGGUGAAGUGGGCUGAGGAGGAGGGUGAGAUUCUGCGUGCCGAGUGCCAGCAAUGGGAGGAGGAGUACAAGCGCCAAUGGCUUGAGAAGGAGGUGCUGCUCGAGCAAGUAAUUCGGAGUGAGGAUGAGUGGCAUCGCCGGCGGCAAGCCGUUCUCUCUGGAGCUGCCGACGUUGUUGUCACUGCUAAUGGCGAACCGGCCAGCGCGGGCGAAGCGACGGCUUAGGAGUACGUCUUAACGGCCACGGACGAGAAUGCCUCGUCUAUAAGCUUACGAUGCUUCAGACUUCGACCUUGGUCCUCCUGAUUGCCCAAAGCCGAUAAGGCCAGCACGUCCGCGGAGAAGCGCAUUGUACUUGUAUAGCAUGUCGGUAGCUGAGCGAGUGCCAAUUAAAGCGCCAUAACGGUGCAUACUCGCCCGCUCUCCUGAAUCAUGACAGCGAAACGACUCCAAGCUGGAGACUCGGCGUUCAGAAUUUGGCUAGCCCCAAAUAACCCUUCCAUUCACAGGCAUAACCACCAUAACUGAAACACUCCCAAAUCCAACCAACCAUCUCCCCAUGCCAGACAACCAAAAAGGAAUAUGUUCUACAUACAAUUCCCGCUUACCUACAGCCUAA
Messenger RNA from Canariomyces notabilis, 1656 nucleotides. RefSeq lists its product as uncharacterized. The coding region runs from base 237 to 1262 and encodes 341 amino acids. The transcript is spliced from 3 exons. The record is from RefSeq and is a predicted model, not a curated record. NCBI's taxonomy places the organism in Eukaryota, Fungi, Ascomycota, Sordariomycetes, Sordariales, Chaetomiaceae. Gene Ontology annotation, cellular component: nucleus.